GCUACUGCACAGUAGUGUAUUGUGAGUGCGGCACUGGCAGUAUGUGCCUGUCACAGAGUAGCGCUGCCCGGACCCACGCAGCCUAGCCAGGUCCAUUUUAUUUGGCCCUAAUCAGUCCACUUUAUUUUUCCCUUCCACUUAUCUAAAAAAAAAAAAAAUCUCAUGACGACUGUCUCAUGCACAUUUGUCGUACGGUGUUUUUCUCUUCCCCGGUUCCUUCAAAGCGCCUCGCAUUUGGCAGCGCUGUCGCGGGCCAUGCCAGGGCGGCCGUUCAGAGCGAAUUGCGCGUAACUGCGCUACCUGGGGUCCCUGCUGGGCGCCGGUCUGUCUCAGUGCGCCAUCCGAUCAGCGGACAGAGCAGAUUUGGAAACGCCACGGGGGGACAUUGUCUUGCCAGGACGGUGCAACCUGUUUGUUGGAGACCACCGCCUUUCUCGUGCGGACACGAGCGAAAGGAAGUCCUUUUUUUACUUUUUUGGGGGGGCUUUUUCGAUCCGAUCUCAAAACCUCCCCCCCGUAAAUGAAAUCGGAUUUUUAGGUCGGAGAUCCCAAGCUGAUAAAGAUGGUCGCUCGGAGGCAGCUGAGGGUCUCAGCGCAGUUUGCUCUGGUUGGAUUGCCUCUCUACCCACAAUGCAGCUGUCUGCUCAUGCUCAGCGAAGUGAUUCCAGAGGAAGAGAGGAAGAAAAAAACACAACAGUGAAGUGAAAGAAACUUCCCUGUGCGUGUAGCGCCCUGGGACCCCAGCCGUGGAUAUUGUUCCAGUACGUACAAAAGGACGGCCGAUUCAGGAAGCAAAAGCACCCAAAUACGCUGCAUCGGGUCGCUCCGGCUUGCCCGUGUCUGGCGGCACCGCAGGCUUUGUCCCUACUGUUGAACGCUGCAAAUAACCCACUUUGGUGUCUCGUCUGCUCGGCUUCGCUCUCUAUGUUCGAGUAUCUUCCGGCGGCCGCGGCGGUGGCGACAGCAGCAGCAGCAGCAGGGCCAUGAACAGCGGGCUCCCAGCUUCAGCAACUCCGCUGGCGGGGGUCGGGAUUCCCAGCGUCAAGGUGAAGUUCUGCCGGUACUACGCCAAGGACAAGACCUGCUUCUAUGGAGACGAGUGUCAGUUCUUGCAUGAGGACCCGUCCAUGGCGGGCCUGGCGCUGCACGGCGGCGGAGGCAGCCCCGUCCCGCUCUCUCUGCCCGGGGGACCAGCGGCCGGAUACCCACUCGGAGGAGCUGCAGGCGCCGGGCCGGGUGGCGGUGGGACAGGAGUGCCCAAAAAGGGCGACCCCCUCGGGCCAGCAGGCACGGGACUGGACGGACAGUUGCUUGCCAUCCCAGGGAUGGAUGGAGGGCCUUUAGCAGAUGCCAGUCUGACAAAUUCAUAUUUCAGCAGCAGCUUCAUCGGAGUCAAUGGGUUUGGAAGUCCUGCAGAGCCAAAAUAUUCCAUGAUGCAGAGAAUGACGAGCAGCAGCAGCUCUCCGAGCUUGCUGAACGACAGUGCCAAGAGCUAUGCCCCACACGAUCCGGUAAAUUCGCCUGUAUCGUCUUUAUUCAAUGACUUUGCUGCACUGAGCAUAUCUCAGAGAAGGAAGGCUCCCAAUCCCGCAGCCAGUGAGUUCAUUCCCAAGGGUGGGCCCGCUCCUCGGAUGGCCAGCGUCUCCCAGUCCAGCAUGCCUGCCUUUUCCACAGCCUUGUUCUCCCAUCAGACCCUGGCCAGCACGUCUGCCGCAGCUCUCGCUCCAGGAAUGUCCCUUUCCGCUGGGUCUUCGCCGUUGCACUCGCCGAAAAUCACCCCCCACACGUCCCCCGCCCCGCGCCGGCGCAGCCACACGCCCAACCCGAACCCUGCCAACUACCUGGUGCCAACUAGUGCCUCUGCCCCCGGCUCCGACCCUGGCGGGCCGUCCUCUGCUGCCCACGUCAUCCAGAAGGAGACGGUGGGGGGAACUACCUAUUUCUACACGGACACGACUCCCGCGCCGCUGGCAGGAAUGGUUUUCCCAACGUACCAUAUUUACCCGCCCACUGCUCCUCAUGUUGCUUACAUGCAGCCCAAGGCCAACGCCCCUUCCUUCUUUAUGGCAGACGAGCUCAGACAGGAGCUGAUCAACAGGCAUUUGAUAACAAUGGCACAAAUUGACCAAUCUGAGAACCCAGGGGUCCCGACUGAAGUGGACAGCUACCACAGCCUGUUUCCCCUGGAGCCGCUGCCUCCCCCAAACCGCCUCCAGAAAACGAGCAACUUCAGUUACAUCACGUCCUGUUACAAAGCUGUGAACAGCAAAGACGACCUGCCUUACUGCCUUCGAAGAAUCCACGGUUUUAGGCUCGUGAACACGAAGUGCAUGGUCCUGGUGGACAUGUGGAAGAAGAUUCAGCAUUCCAACUUUGUGACGCUGCGAGAGGUGUUCACCACCAAAGCGUUCGGAGAUCACUCUCUCGUGUUUGCCUACGACUUCCAUGCUGGUGCGGAGACCAUGUACAGCAGGCACUUUAACGAUCCCAGCGCCGACUCCUAUUUCACGAAAAGGAAAUGGGCAGGGCAGCACGAUGGACCUCUCCCUCGACAGCACGCAGGGCUGCUGCCCGAGUCUCUGAUCUGGGCCUACAUCGUCCAGCUCAGCUCCGCCCUGCGCACCAUCCACACCGCCGGCCUGGCCUGCAGGGUUAUGGACCCCACCAAGAUCCUCAUCACAGGAAAGACCAGGUUACGAGUGAAUUGUGUUGGAAUAUUGGACGUCUUAACAUUUGACAACAGUCAGACAAACCCGUUGGCAUUGAUGGCACAAUAUCAGCAAGCAGAUCUCAUGUCCUUGGGCAAAGUCGUAUUAGCUUUAGCUUGUAACUCUUUGGCAGGAAUCCAAAGGGAAAAUCUGCAAAAAGCUAUGGAGCUUGUUUCAAUAAAUUACUCCUCGGAUUUAAAAAACCUAAUCCUGUACUUGCUGACAGAACAGAACAGGUUGCGCAGCGUCAAUGACAUCAUGCCUAUGAUUGGGGCCAGAUUCUACACCCAACUGGACGCCUCUCAGAUGAGAAAUGAUGUAAUUGAGGAAGACUUGGCCAAGGAGGUGCAAAACGGGCGUCUUUUCCGACUGCUUGCGAAAUUGGGAACAAUUAAUGAGAGGCCAGAAUUCCAGAAGGACCCCACCUGGUCCGAGACAGGAGACCGCUAUCUGCUGAAGCUCUUCAGAGACCACCUCUUCCACCAGGUGACUGAGACGGGCUCUCCCUGGAUCGACCUCAGUCACAUCGUUUCCUGCCUCAACAAGUUGGAUGCUGGUGUGCCAGAGAAAAUCAACCUGGUGUCCCGCGAUGAGAAAAGCAUCCUGGUGGUGACCUAUGCGGAUUUGAAGCGGUGCUUUGACAAUACCUUUCAGGAACUCCUGGCAGCUGCGAACGGUCAGUUGUAGUAUUUGCUGGAAUCAUGAUGGAAUUCACCAAGGAACUAAAAACAAUAGCAAAUUGCACUACAGCUGAACAAGUCAUCUCAUUUCACCUUUCCUUUUUUGAGACAACAUAAAUGGGGGAUGAGCGUCGCUGCUUGCACUUCAGUCAGGUACACUGUUUUGUGAAGAAGGAUUUUUUUUUAAAUUGAAUCUUUAUUUUCGUAAAUAUAGCCUACAGCUACAAUUUUGAACGGGUUGGCUGUGAAGACGUUUUUUUUUUAGAUGGGGAACACAAAACCAGACAGAUAAUGUUCCUUCUUUUAUUUUUUUCCAAGUGGUCAAUGCACUAAAAUUUUAAUUUUUUUAAAGAUACUCUUCUGUGUGAUCUCUGAGGUUUUGCCACGCGGUGUAAGUAAGGGAAAAUCGACCUUAGAGGAGGAAAAAAGAUCAAUAUGGAUAACCUUUUAUAUUGUCCUUCUUUUAAUUGAAGAAGUAACUGAACAGCAGUUUUUUUUUUUAUGAGUCACCUAAAGAACUGUAAGGACCAGGUGUGUAAUUCCUCUGUCUCAGUGACUGCAUUUUCAUUAGAACUGCUGUUAGUGAGGGAUGUAUCUGAUCAGCUCCAUAGACUGUCUAGGAUGAAACCAAAUAGAUGUCUUCAGUGAAACAUGUAGAAUGUGCUAUACAGAAAUGUGCUUUUUCGAAGUUGUUCAAAUUGGAGAGGAGUGACGGCACUCUCUACUCUUAAGAAAGGAUUUUAUUUUUUGGGGGUGGGGCUGGGUGGGUGGGAGAGGGAGGUGUUUAGCUUUGGCAACAGAUUGGAAAAUAAACACCAGCGCAUUUUUUAAAAGAUUUCCGAGUGUUAUUGUCACUUAUCUCAGUUUUUCGGACUUUCUGUGUAUGCAAGCCUUUUUUUUUUUCCUUCAGUCACGUAGACGCCAGAUGUGCUGAAAGUACUGUCCUUUGAAUUGAUUUCGGCAUUUAAAAUCUUCAGAAGCUGCAGCGGGGUUUUGUUUGUAGGCUCCUUUUACACUGGAUGUAAAACCAACAUGCGAGUCCCUGGAGAUGGCCUGUGAAUCCAGCAGCAGUCUGCUUUUCUUCUGCAGAAAGAGGAAACUGCAGAACCCGUGUCAUUUAUGGUCAGCUGUGCCUUUUUUUUUUUGGAGUCACCAAAAUUUUAUUUUUUACUUCCUUUACAAGAAAGUGACCUCAGUCGGCUCACGGGACUCCUCUGCAUCACCUCCAUGUAGUAUUGCGUUCAGGCUGGACUCCAGCUCAGCUCGACCUGUCCUGUGGUGACAGGCUGUUUUCUGCUGCAUUGUAUGAACUCCUUGGAUGUUCGAGACCACUGAGAUUCUCAAUAUAAAAGCAAAAAAAGAAAAUAAAGCCUGACUCGGACCCUGUUCCAAGCACUGAAUGCUACCCCCUGCUCCGUUUCCCUGUCACGAGGUUCCAGGCUGUCUCUGUGGAAAUGGCCAUUCUCAGCACUUGCAGUCAAUGGUGUUCAAUCUGCAGUUCUUUUUCUGGACAAGUUCUUAGGGUUGCAUUGCUCUUGUGAUUUUUUUUUUUUAAUAAGUUGUAAGAAUAUAACGUGGACUGGAGAUUUAUUUUUUAUUAUUUCCGACUUUUGAAGAUGCUUUUUGCGUUGAGAUGUGUUCAGGUUUGGUUUUGGUAGCACUGGUUGUUGAAUAUGAUAAAACAAUCUGGAAUUUUGGAUAUUCUGUAUAGAUAUUUGACUUUGGACAAUACUUAAAUCACCCUUCUUUCAGGAUGUUACUGAAGAGAAGAAAGAAACGUUGAAAACCAGGAUUUUUAAAAGAUCAAGCAGAACCGACUUUUAUCACCGGCGUCUUUAUUUGGCAGAAGAGCAGCUGUUUUUUUGUAUGUUUUUGACAAAUCACAUUGUAAUUAUUUUAUAUAAAGAAACAUUUGGUAUUCUAGAAGAAAGUAAAGGACACUUGCUUAAUUUCCGAGCAAGCAAGACAAUUGUUUCCGUAAUCUCUUUACAGACAGUAAGGGGAUCAUGUGUGUGUGAUUGUAUGGGCAUUUUGCCUGCUCAUAAAAUUAGUUUGUGGACCAAUAUUUACAGCAGUGGAACUUUUUUUAAACAGUUGGAAAGGUGGUGUAAAUCCAGGGCAUAGACUUUAACCAGUCAAAAUACCCUCCCAGCUGGAAUUCCUGCAGGUGGGUUGUUAAUUGAAUCUGAUGUUUUAAAACUAUAUGUGCACUUCCGAAAUGAGAUGAGGGAAAACCGUCAGGAAUAGGUGCUGCAUGUAUAGUGUGAUUUCAGAGAAGGGUGGGGUGGGGGGGGGCUUUAUUUGCUACUUUUGAAUUUGGGGCGGUUCACUCCCUUAUAAAUGAACCUCCUGUUUCAUUAGCAGUCUUAGUUGUUAUAUUUGUUUGUGUUCUGUGUGUAACUCUUAAAGCCACAGUCACAAGGGUAUUUUUAUCCGGUUGUGUUCUUGCUGUCAGAUUACACCUCCUGCAUUCGCUGCUCCGUGCGGCACAGUUUGCCGGGGCAUGAGGAAUCCCGGCUUCACGCCACGACUUCGGUUGAAGGGGACUUAGUUCGAAGCAUUGUGGGGGGGGAAAAAAGAUGAGAAGUGACUCGUUCAAGCCCUGCUUCCCUGCUCCUUCAGCUGUUGAAGGCGGCCUCUUCCGUGGUGCUUUCCUGACUCUAUGCCGGUAGCAUGUAGCUUUCCUCCCUGUGGGAAAGGCUGCUUCAGUGCUCCUGUAUUGACGAAGUGGUUUGCCUUCCAACGAGGCCGGCAAAGUCCUCUUCCACAGAUUACUAGAGCUUUGUCGCUUCCGGACAGCAGGAUGGGGGUUAAAAAAAAUGUGCUUUCAAUCUACGGUGGCCUUGGGUGUUUUCUCGUGAGCAUUGAUUUUAAAAAUUGCUUGCAUUGGUGUAAUACUCUUCCUUCCCAAGCACUUUGUGUGUAGAAGGGGACCCAUGUUAUUUUUCUCUGAAGUGCAACCCCCCCUAAUGUGCUGCACCCCUCCUACAGAGCUGAUCAGGUGGGGGAAGUGUGAAAUGAACCGAGCUGUUGUAAUCCAACUUGAAGUUUAGCUAGCAUGCCCAUCUAAACGCCAUUAUUCUUUCAAAGGAAACAAAAAUUGUUACAGGAUCUUAAAUGACUAUGUGACAGGACCGUAGUCAAGAGCAGUCCCACCGACCCCAGUCACCGUGAUGGGCUGUUCGGAAAUACAGGUUCAGAGGAAAGAGCGCCACCUGCUGGUACACCAUCAGCACUUGCAGCAAUAAUCCGAUUUUGCAUAGAGGUCUCCCAGCACAGCACGGACUAGGCUCAGCCCUGCUAAGUUUCUGAAUCGGGCUGUAAGGCGGUACACACUGCUCCCACUAAAAUAAGGAGUUCUCAUGGGGGUGUUUUCUAAGAAAAUAAUUUUGUAACUGUUUGUAAGUUUAGUAUUCAGUAAUGCUCAACUCCAGAACCAGGGUAUCCAUGAUCAUAAAUUGUAUUAAUUUCACCCACAGUUCUUUUGCUCUUUUAAGUGUGUUCGGGGGGUGGGGGGGGGUAGGGGGGACUCAGCAGUUUUGUGCUGCAUACAGAGCACAUGUUAUUUACACGUAUUGUUUAUCUGAAGACCCAGACAUGAGCAAACAAAGCUGUUGUAAGAAAAUAAAUAUUGUAUGCAUUUAUCAAAAUGGAUAGGCUGGUAUUUAGGAACAUGCAUUUAUGUGUCCCUAUACAGUAAAUGCUUAUUUUCUUUGGUAUAAGGAGUUGGGUAAAUGCCCACCUGUUGGUCAAGGUUUUGAUUUAGGAAAGCGCGUUGUUUUGCCCCUUUCUCUGACCUCCAAUACACAGCUCACUAUCAUGGCUCCUCUUGUGUUUCAGUGUCACUCACUUUUGCAAUAUUUGUGUGUACAGCAGUAUUUUAAUAAAGAAUACCAAAAUAUUU
Molecule: messenger RNA, 7292 nt
Organism: Lepisosteus oculatus (spotted gar)
Lineage: Eukaryota; Metazoa; Chordata; Actinopteri; Semionotiformes; Lepisosteidae
Source: RefSeq, a predicted model, not a curated record